Helobdella robusta is the source of this 3326-nucleotide messenger RNA. RefSeq lists its product as hypothetical. Gene Ontology annotation, cellular component: HOPS complex; endosome. The coding region runs from base 65 to 2890 and encodes 941 amino acids. Gene Ontology annotation, biological process: intracellular protein transport; endosome organization; organelle fusion. The record is from RefSeq and is a predicted model, not a curated record. Gene Ontology annotation, molecular function: protein-macromolecule adaptor activity; protein binding. Lineage: Eukaryota; Metazoa; Annelida; Clitellata; Rhynchobdellida; Glossiphoniidae. The transcript has 33 exons.
AGUUCCCCGGAGUCAUAUUCACUAAUUCUUUUUUAAAAUUUUCAAAUAAACGCUUAUUUCAGAAAUGUCUUUCUUACAGUGGCGCAGGUUUACAUUUUUUGAGAAGGAGCAAGUACGUGGAUUGUCAUCUGCUUCGGAUGGUGGGGGUCCAGGUGAUUUAUUUAGCGGACAACAAGAUCCUUUUGAAAAUUUCAAGGAUGUGUCGUGGACAUGCAGUACUUGUGGUAAAGGUUUAAUAGUUCUAGGGGACGAGGAAGGAUUCAUCUACACGUUUGACCACCAAUUCAAUGUGAACAGUUUUCGAGCGUACACGAGCGUCGUUCACCUGGUUCAUCAAUUGAAACAGUACAACAUACUCGUUACUGUUGGGGAAGAUGAGGAGAAGAAUGCUUACUUCUUAAAAGUCUGGAAUCUAGAUAAGGUGGACAGGGCAGGAACACCAGCCUGCCCAAGAGUUGUCAGAGUCACCUCAUCUGUCGACAAGAAUGCAAAGCCGACCAGCCUAGCGGUACACGAAAAUAUGAACCACAUGGCGGUUGGGUUUAGCAAUGCCUGCGUCAUGCUCUUCACUGGUGACAUCAUGAAGGAUAAACACAGCAAAAGUCGCUACCUGUUCGAAGGUCAAGGUCAUCAGGAAAAUAAGGUCACCGCCCUAGUUUUCAAAACGACCAAUCAGCAAGUGAGUUUGUUCGUCGCUACGGAAACGGAAGUUGUUCGGGUUCAUUUGUUGCCCAGGGACAGAGAUCAGAAGUUGAGCCUGGAUAGCAAGGGCUGUAAUGGGCGCUGUUGCCUCCUGCUGACUGAUAAGAAACAACUGCAACAAUUCAUCGUCGCCAGGCAAGAUGCGGUUUAUUUUUACGAGAUAGAUGGCCGAGGGCCGUGUUUGGCAUUCGAAGGUGAGAAGUUGCAGGUACAUUCCUACAAGGGCUAUCUAAUUAUAGUAACUAGGGAAUCCCAACAACCUAUUAACAGGGCGGAGCAAUCAGAUGAUAACGAUAGCUCAUCCGAACAACAACAACCACAACAACAACAUCAGCAACAACCUCAACAACAACAACAUGAAAUCAACGUGCUAACAAUAUACGAUCUGCAAAACAAAUUCAUUGCCUAUUCAGCUCCGUUCAAUAAAAUAUUCAAUGUCUUUGUUGAGUGGGGUUCACUUUUUGUUCUUUGCUCUGAUUUUAAGUUGUACAACUUGCAAGAGAGAGACACUCAGUACAAGUUAGAUUUGUUAUUCAAGAAGAACUUAUAUGAUCUGGCAGUUAGCUUGGCUCAACAACACGAUCAAAGUGGCUUAGCGGAUAUAUACAAACAAUAUGGUGAUCACCUCUACAACAAAGGUGACCACGAUGGAGCCAUGCUGCAGUACAUCAAGACCAUCGGUCAGCUCGAAGCCUCAUACGUCAUUAGGAAGUUUAUAGACGCCUCUCGCAUCCACAACCUGACCUAUUAUCUGCAAGAACUGCACGAGAAGGGCCUGACGAAUGACGAUCACAUAACGCUCCUGUUGAAUUGUUACACGAAGUUGAAGGACGUGGAGAAGCUCGAUCAGUUCAUCAUGACGCACAAUUUAAACUACGACGCUGAAACAACGAUUCGUGUUUGUCGAUCAGCUGGCUACCACAAGCAAGCUUUGCACGUCGCCGAGAAGUACAACAAAACUGAUUGGCUGCUGAAGAUCCAGUUGGAACAGAUCAAAGACUACAAGAAGGCUCUUGAUUGCAUAAGCAAGCUGGACAGGGAAGAGGCGGAGUUGUACAUGAAGAAGUACGGGAAGGAAUUGUUGGAGGCAGAACCUGACCUCACCACCAAGUUCAUCAUCAAGCUCUGUACUGAUGAUGAUGGAGGUUCCUCGUCACCGAAGCGGAAACUAACAAAGGCGGACGACUUCAUGCACAUCUUCGUCAACAAGCGCGCCCAACUGACCACAUUCCUCGAAUGCCUCACCGACGCCGAAUCAGACUCCACCCCCAACAUAACGAAUACGUUGUUGGAGAUGUACCUCUAUGAAUAUGCAAAAGAAAGUGAUGCACAGGCGAAGAAAAACAUUGGCGAAAAGAUCUUAAUGAUGUUGAAGGAUAAGAAGAUGAAGUACGAUACGUCGCAUGCUCUUGUCUUGUGCCAGUUGCACGACUUCAGCGAUGGCAUGAUCUGCCUCUACGAACAGAAUAAAAGAUUCAUGGAGUUACUUCUACACUUAACAAGCAACGAUGAACACGACAAAAUCAUUGAUACAUGUCUCAGAUACGGAUCCAUGGAGAGGGACCUUUGGAUACAUUCACUGAUCUACUUCGCCAAGAGGAACGACCCUGGCCACAAUCACUACAUCAAAAUUAUACUGGAUAACAUAGAAAAGUGCAAUAUUAUGCCCAUGUUGAAAGCGUUGAGGAUUCUAUCCGAAGCAUCAAAUCUCGAUCUGUCUAUCGUCGAGGAUUACAUCAAGCGAGCUGUUAAGAGAGAUAACGAAACGAAAUCUGAUAACGAGAAAGUGAUUGAAAAGUACGUCAGUGACACAAAGAUGAUGAGGAACCAGAUACAGAUAUCUAAGACGCAGGCGAAAGUGAUGCAGAACCAGAGAUGCAGCAUAUGCAUGCACUCGCUGGAUCUGCCAUCUCUUCAUUUCUUCUGCGAUCACUCCUGCCAUCUGCAUUGUUUUGAAAGCUACUCAGAGAACACAAACGAGUGUCCGCUAUGCUAUCCAACCAACAAGAAGUUGAUGGAGAACCUGUACAGUCAGAGACAUGACGUCGGCCUGCACGAGACACUCCAGCGACGACUCAACUCACCCACAACUACUGAUAGGUUUGCCGUGGUUGCCGAGUAUUUUAGCAUGGGAUUGUUUGAAGAUAAAGAUAAGAUGGAAAAACCGGAAGAAGCAUCAAGAAAAUAAUGAUGGGGAUGACGAGGAUGACAUAAAGAUGGCGAUGACAACCAGCGCAGAUGAGGACGAUUUUGAACAAAUCAUUUUCCCAUUUGUUUCUUUUAUAUUUGCACACCCUUCAUAUUUCUAAACAUCAUGCGUUUAUCUACGUAUGUUGGUGUGUAUGUUUGUAUAUGCGUAUGUAUGUUUGUAUGUACGUACUUGUACGUAUGUAUGUAUGUACAUAUGUAUGUAGGGAUAACAACACUUGUUUUAACUUUUUACCAGAAGACAUUUUAUACCUUCGUGAUCGAGGAACGUUAAGGACUGAUUUUUAGAUGGCAUUUCACAGGAAAGGGCGACAAUUUCGCGAUGUUUCUAUAAAUAAUUACCAAUUAAUUAUUCGUGACGGCGUCAUAAAUCAUCUAUCUUGAAAUAAUUUAAAGUAUUAUAGCAAUGUCAUAAA